GCGAUUUUUAGAAUCGCCCAUAGAUUAAAGAAAUAUAUACUGUUUUGUAUAUUAUUGUAAUAAGUCAGAUAGACUAGUUUUUAGGUAGUUCUUUAAUUCAAGUGCUGAAUUAGAGUGUGAAUACCUGAUUUAAAGCGGUUAUAUACAUAUAAAGACAUGGAUUUUCAAAAUCGCCCAGGAGGAAAAACAGGAGGCGGAGGGGUUGCAUCUUGGUCAGAAACUAACAGAGAUAGACGAGAACGUCUUCGCCAAUUAGCGUUGGAGACUAUUGAUUUACAAAAAGAUCCUUAUUUUAUGAAAAAUCAUCUUGGAUCAUAUGAAUGUAAAUUGUGUUUAACACUUCACAAUAAUGAGGGCAGUUAUUUAGCUCAUACUCAAGGCAAAAAGCAUCAGGCAAACUUAGCGAGAAGGGCUGCAAAGGAAGCAAAAGAUGCACCUUCACAGUUGGCUCCUGAGAAGCCUAGAGUAGAGCCAAAGAAAUUUAUCAAAAUAGGUCGACCUGGUUACCGUGUAACAAAACAAAGAGAUCCAGAAACAGGGCAACAAAGUUUACUUUUUCAAAUUGACUAUCCUGAAAUAGCUGACAAUGUUAUGCCAAGACAUCGGUUUAUGUCAGCUUAUGAACAAAAGAUUGAGCCACCAGAUCGCAAGUGGCAGUAUUUACUUUUGCUGCAGAGCCCUAUGAAACAAUUGCUUUUAAAGUUCCAAGUCGUGAAGUAGAAAAAACUGACAACAAAUUCUGGACCCAUUGGAAUAAAGAUACUAAACAAUUUUUCCUGCAAUUUGCUUUUAAAAAUGAAACAAAGAAACCAGGCACUAUAAUUGCAAGAGGGUCAAAUAUUUUGGGUGCUGUACCCCCUCCGCCUAUGUUACCUGUCCCUCCGCCCCCUAGGCCACCAAUGUUUAAUCCUAUUCCUCCUCCUUCAUUGGUUGGUGGUGUCUUACCUGUUCCACCAC
This is a messenger RNA of Agrilus planipennis (emerald ash borer), 957 nucleotides long. RefSeq names its product splicing factor 3A subunit 2. Gene Ontology annotation, biological process: spliceosomal complex assembly. The record is from RefSeq and is a predicted model, not a curated record. NCBI's taxonomy places the organism in Eukaryota, Metazoa, Arthropoda, Insecta, Coleoptera, Buprestidae. Gene Ontology annotation, cellular component: U2 snRNP; catalytic step 2 spliceosome; U2-type prespliceosome. Gene Ontology annotation, molecular function: nucleic acid binding; zinc ion binding.